This is a messenger RNA of Chenopodium quinoa (quinoa), 558 nucleotides long. RefSeq names its product keratin, type I cytoskeletal 9-like. The coding region runs from base 1 to 558 and encodes 185 amino acids. The transcript has a single exon. NCBI's taxonomy places the organism in Eukaryota, Viridiplantae, Streptophyta, Magnoliopsida, Caryophyllales, Amaranthaceae. The record is from RefSeq and is a predicted model, not a curated record.
AUGGAGGAUUUCCCUAACGCCUCGGCGUACUGUCAAAGGCUCAAGAGUCUUUCUGACCAAUUGAAAGAUGUAGGGGCAGCGGUCGACAACAAUCGUCUUAUGCUUCAAUUGGUUGCCGGUCUCACGGAGUCCUACCAUGGUGUUGCUACACUCAUUCGACAAAGCACUCCCCUCCCUCAAUUCUAUCAAGCCCGAUCGAUGCUCACUUUGGAGGAGGCGGGUUUGGCUAGAAAGGAUGCUCACUCCGCUACGGCAAUGGUGGCGGUUUCUACUCGAGACACUGAUUUUGGGGCUAAUUCGGGUUCGGUGCGUGGCAAGAACAAAAAUCCGAAGAAGAAUGGUGGUGGCCGAAAACAGUCCGGCGGUGGUCAGAGUGCAGGGGGUGGUCGCGGCUCCGGUACUGGCGGCGGCCAGACGUCUGGUGGCAGUCGCGGUGGUCCGGGUCAGCAGGGUCAGCAACAGGGGUGGUCAUCGUUUCCUCCUUCAUGGCAGCAACAAUACCCACCUUGGGGUUGGGUACCUCACUGGACACCCCAACCUUGUCCAUACCCAACUUAA